This is a messenger RNA of Coffea arabica (coffee), 1543 nucleotides long. Lineage: Eukaryota; Viridiplantae; Streptophyta; Magnoliopsida; Gentianales; Rubiaceae. The record is from RefSeq and is a predicted model, not a curated record.
UCAAAUUUGGGAGGACACACCUUUUCACAGGCUCCCCCAUUUCAGACGGACUCCCGCGUAACUGUUCACGACUCUACCAGCCCUAUAUGUACUGUCGACAUGCAUCAGCUCUCUUCAUCCCCAACAUUUUCUCGCCAACUUUCGAGUUUGCACCACCUUAUAGUCUCUUCCUUCCGUCUCAGCCUUUUAACGUUCUAAAGAGGCGAUGGAUAACCAAGAUAGAUUAUCCCCUUUGCCCGACGGUGUCCUGUUCAUCAUCGUCUCUUUUUUGCCGUUCAAGGAAGCGGUAAGAACUUCCGUGCUUUCAAGAAGAUGGCGUCGUAUUCCCGUGGGAACAAGAAACCUGGAGUUUGACGAGAGGGAUUUUGUUCCUGAAGCAGCGGAUUCUGAUCAGGAAGCCCGGCAAAACAAGAGAAGGGCUUUUCUUGAUUUUGUAGCUGGAUGGAUUGGAAACUAUCGGGAUUCUGAGGGUCCAGUUAAGUUUGGGUUGGCAUUCUCUCACCCCGAGGAUCAUCGUCUAGAGAUGGAGCAUUUCGUCGGUUUUGCUACUGAUCGUAGAGUUAAAGUUAUUGAUCUUGAUUUUUCUGAUCCAGAAUGGGAUGAAGACAUCAUUCAACGUCAUCAGGCCUUUCUUGAACUGCCCAACAUUGAUGAUCAACACAAACGUACUCUAGAAUCUUUGAGGCUGUUUUCUUGCAAUCCUCCACGAAUUUCGCAGGCAUCCCCGAAUUUCACUGCUCUGAAGAGUGUUCAUUUGGGAUGGAUUGGGCUGCCUUCUGCUUUUAUCAAGAACUUGAUGGAAAAGUGUCCUGCACUAGAGACUCUGAGUACGAAGAAUUGCUUUCAUGCUGGUUACUUCGAGGUUAUUGGCCCGAGGUUGAAGACCUUGGUCCUAGAGAAGUGCUCUGGAGCUGGACCUAACAUGAGGAUGCCAAACAUCCUGAUUAAUGCUCCGAAAUUGCGAGUCUUCAAGUAUUCUGGAGUGCUGACUACAUUUGAGUUUGAAAGGCGAUCAAUGGAGGAGGCGGACCUUGAUUUUGGUCUCCACGGGGAAUAUGGUGAAUAUGGGGACAUUCUUUGUGCGCUCCUAGCUGAAAUUGCUUGUGUCAGGACACUGACCAUUUGCAGUUAUAUGCUUCAGUGCAAUGUGGAUUCAAAAAGCUUAUAUGAGGCCACUCAACUUCUUCUGCCUUUUUUUCUUUUUGGGGCCGGGGUGGUGGUGGUAAAGGAGUGCGACCCUCCAUUUGACAUUGAGCAUCAUGCAUUUUUGUAUGCUGGACGAUAUCAACCAAACUACACUUGCUUGAGGAGCAAGUUAAAAUCAGUUUAUGUGGAAGGGUUUAAAGGGGAGCCAAAUGAACUUUUGGUGCUGAGAUAUCUUCUCAAACAUGGUAGGGUUUUGGAUGAAGUGCACAUUCACCUUUCAAAGGAAAGAGGUCCUGGUGGUGCAAGCAUGGAAGAAACUUACUUCAACAAAAUUCGUAGCUUAAAGAAUUGCAGAGUAGCAUCCAAAGGACUCCGAAUAUUCUUACGUCGUAAAUAA